Messenger RNA from Cydia pomonella (codling moth), 3549 nucleotides. Its product is annotated as protein RCC2 homolog. NCBI's taxonomy places the organism in Eukaryota, Metazoa, Arthropoda, Insecta, Lepidoptera, Tortricidae. The coding region runs from base 423 to 1856 and encodes 477 amino acids. The transcript is spliced from 13 exons. The record is from RefSeq and is a predicted model, not a curated record.
ACUAUAUGUUCUCUUUAUUUUGUAUUAUUUUAAUAUUAAACUUUGUCAUUUUUUACUAAUUAUUAUAAGCUUAAUGACUGCAAAUUAUAUAUAUUGUUAUUUAUAGCGUAGCGGCCACCAUGUUACAUUUGAAACGUAUUGUAUUGUUUGAUUUAAAAUCAAAUGAAGCACGGUUUUUGAGUUGCCUGUUACAUUUAUAGUCUGUGCUAAUUAUUUUUUUACGACCACAGACUGAUGAAAAGAGUACGAAAAUGAGAUAAUAAUAACAGCCAUGAAGCAUAGGAAAUAGAAAACAAACGGUGUUUGAUGUUUUUUUUUUACGGCAUCCCCAUUUUUUUAAGGCCGCGAGCAACGCAAGCUUUGAUAGACAUCAUUAUAAAUAAUAUUUUUAAGUUUAGUUUAUUGUGUUAUACCGACCAACUAUGUCAAACAACGGCACUCGUAAGCGUUCCCUGCCAUCGGCGCCGCGCGGCAAGCCACGGAAGCCUCGCAAGCAGGUCUCUGAAGACGAAGACAGCAACGACUCGGUGACGUCAGAGCCGAGAGAGCAGCAGAGGACGCCGUCGCCGUUGGGGGACGAGCCUACUGUGAAGUUACCCGAGGAGCUCCUGAAGACUUUCUACAAGACUCCCGGAGUGCUGAUGAUCUCCGGCCUCGUUUCUUGGGACCUGACGGCCAAGAAAGAGAACGCGACCGCUCGCACCCAUCCCAACCUGUACACGUUCCAUCGGCUCACAGACCGCAAGUACCGCCUGAUCGUGAGCUCUUGCAGCGCGGGGCACUCCAUCCUCAUUGGUGAAGAUGGUACAGCAUAUACAUUCGGUCGCAACGGCAGCGGUCAGCUAGGCUUUGGGGACACAACCACCCGGAACGUGCCUGAAGCCGUGCCGGCUCUGCAGGGCAUGAACAUCAUCCACGCGGCCGUCGGGCGACACCACUCGCUGUUCGUCACAGACACGGGCACGGUGUACGCAUGCGGUGAAAACAAGAGCGGCCAGUGCGGGUUGGGAAGCAGCUCGCCCCAAGUGCUGAAGCCUACCCGCAUACGAUACACCGGCAAACCAAUCGUCAAGGUGGGGUGUGGGGCGGAGUUCUCCAUGAUCCUGGACUGCAAUGGCGGGCUGCACUCGUUCGGUCUGCCCGAAUACGGGCAGUUGGGCCACAACACCGACGGCAAGUACUUCGUGACGUCGACGAAGCUCUCGUACCACUUCGAGACGGUGCCGAAGCACGUAGCGCUGUUCUUCGAGAAAACGAAGGACGGCCACGUGGUGCCCGUCAAGGACGUCGACAUUGUGGACUUCUCCUGCGGGAACAACCACACCGUUGCCAUAGAUUCAAAGAAGCGCGCAUUCAGCUGGGGCUUCGGCGGCUUCGGGCGUCUCGGUCACGCCGAGCAGAAGGACGAGUCUGUACCACGCCUUAUCAAGUACUUUGAUACCGCGGCGCGCGGCGUGCGCUCUGUGCAUUGUGGCUCCACGUACAGCCUCGCUGUUAAUGAGAUCGGUACCCUAUUUCUAUUCGGGCAGACAAAACGCACCGGAGAGGCGAACAUGUACCCUAAACCCGUUCAGGAUCUUACUGGUUGGAAUAUCCGUAGCAUCGGGACAAGCAACACCUCCAUCGUGAUCGCUGCCGACGACUCCCUCAUCGCCUGGGGGGUGUCCCCGACCUAUGGAGAGCUGGGCACCGGUGAAAUCACCAAGUCAACCGCCAAGCCCAAAGAGGUAACCCGCAUGGAAGGAACCAACGUGACCCAGGUCACCAUGGGGUACUCGCACACCCUGCUGCUCUGCGAUGACUCCACAGACGCGGCCAAACAGAAGCUCGCCACCAUACCUGUCUUUAACCCUUAGAUUCGGUAACUGUAACUCGUGUAAUUUAAGUCUCAAACCCCUGGGGAUGUACCUUUCGGUAACAUUGUUAUAUCUCCAGGUAUAAUGAAUGUUACUUACCUUGACCUUUACACCCGUCUUUAACCGUGACUCCCGUAUAUUUUAAGUCUAUUCAAACCACUGGGAAUAUUGUUAGAUUUACUUACCUUUCAGAUUGGUAACUUCCCAAUACUUUGGGUGUGUUAUCAACCUCUGGGGAUAUACCUUUCGGUAACAUUGUUAUAUCUCCAGGUAUAAUGAAUGUUACUUACCUUGACCUUUACACCCGUCUUUAACCGUGACUCCCGUAUAUUUUAAGUUUAUUCAAACCACUGGGAAUAUUGUUAGAUUUACUUACCUUUCAGAUUGGUAACUUCCCAAUACUUUGGGUGUGUUAUCAACCUCUGGGGAUAUACCUUUCGGUAACAUUGUUAUAUCUCCAGGUAUAAUGAAUGUUACUUACCUUGAACCCUUACACCCGUCGCUAACGGCGACUCCGGUAUAUUUUAAGUCUAUUCAAACCACUGGGUUGUUAGAUUUACUAUAGCUUACCUUUCAGAUAGGUAACUGCCCAAUACUUUAGGUCUGUUAUGAGCCUCUGGGGAGCCUUUCGGUAACAUUGUUAUAUCUCCAGGUAUAACAAUGUUACUUACCUUGAACCCUUACACCCGUCGCUAACGGUGACUUUAAGUCUAUUUCAAACCACUGGGAAUACUGUUAGAUUUACUAUAGCCUAUUUCUGAUUGGUAACUGCCCAAUACUUUAGGGUCUUUUAUGAAUCCCUGUGAAUGUACCUUUCGGUAACACUGUUAAAUCUACAACUUACCUUUACUGGUAACUCCCCAAAUCCCCAAUAUUAUAAGUAUGUUUUUCUCCUACUGGUUAAUACUAUAAUAUAACCCUUACACCAUAACAUACAUACCCUUACAGCAAAUAAUUUAAGUUAUAAGUAUAUUUUUCAGCCCCUAGAUUGUUUACUUUUCGGUAACAUGAUCUACAUUCAUACCCUAUAAGUUACCUUUCAGCGAUAUUACUAAAUCCUUAAUACUUUAUAUAUUUACCUUACGUGUUAUCCACCGACUAUUAAGUCCCAGAUAGACGUUCGAGCAAGUUCGCGAACUUACGGCUCGACGAACUUUUUCGCUCGUGUGUCAGCCUAAUUACGCGUACUUUACAAGCGAAAAAAGUCGAGCUAUAAGUUCGCGUUUUUACUCGCCCGUCUAUCGCCCACUUUAGUCUGCUUUUAACCCCAUGGGAUGUUUUCCUUGCGGUAACGUUAUUAGAUCUACUGAUUACCUUACAAUGAUGUUGAUAACUCCCCACUUUAUGUCUAUUUUACCCUACGUGUUAUCCGCCAACUCUGACCUCUUAGUAAUAUUUUGAGUCGGUUUAACCUGCUGGGUAUCUUGACGUUGACUUUUAGGUAACAUUGUUAGAUAUAAGUGUAAUCCUUCCAGGUGGAUCUAUAUACCGGGUGUUUCCUGUAACAGGAGCAAUAAAUUAAAAUGUAGGCUGUACUCCUCAAACUCACCAACAUUUGUUCAGCAACUUUUAAAAAUAACUUAUGUUUUAAUUUUUAUUACACAUUGAAGUUAAUUCUAAGACGCAAUGUAUUACGAAUUUUGUUACGUUUAAAGCGUGACAAGCAACGUCAAACACACUGAUGUCAGCGUAC